Pocillopora meandrina is the source of this 309-nucleotide messenger RNA. The record is from the annotation of a GenBank genome assembly. NCBI's taxonomy places the organism in Eukaryota, Metazoa, Cnidaria, Anthozoa, Scleractinia, Pocilloporidae.
CUUUUAGAACCUACUGCUGCUCCUUUAGAUGUGAGAGGACAUAACACCAGCUCAACCAGCAUCUUAGUAGAGUGGGAUGAUGUUCCAGCUUUUGAUCAAAAUGGUAUCAUCACAAAUUACACCAUUACGUACCGGUCACUAACAGAGGGUCACAAUGGGAGUGCUAUAGCUGGCCCCAGUGACCUUCAAAAGGAAUUAACAGAUCUUAAAGAGUACGUCGAUUACGACAUCACAGUAUUUGCGUCGACUUCGAAAGGAGAUGGACCACAAAGUAGCCCUAUUAGUGUUAGUACAGACGAGGAUAGUAAG